AUGUCGUCGGCGACGAUUGCUUUGGGUCAUAAAAAUCCAAGCCACACGACCAGCGGUACGCAACAACAGCCGAAAAGCAACAGCAAUCAAAUAAAAUCUACCAGCUGCAACAAAAAUAGUAACAACAUGAGCAACGCGAUCAGCAAUCAGCAGCUCCUUAGCAAUUCUACAACAAAUCUGAGCGACUCAAGGUCCAAUCUAACCAACCCGGCGGCGGCGCCUACGCCCUGUCAACGUUUAAGUGAAAUGUUCCGUCGUUCGAUUGCCAGCAGCGUACAAUCAAGUUCGCGUGAAAAUACCUAUGAAGAGUUGAACUCGCUAGAGAAAGCAACAGUGGCCAAACAGCUAGAUCGUGAGCAAGUCGCUGUAGUCAGAUAUGCAAAAUGGUAUAAGUAA
Molecule: messenger RNA, 396 nt
Organism: Rhagoletis pomonella (apple maggot)
Lineage: Eukaryota; Metazoa; Arthropoda; Insecta; Diptera; Tephritidae
Exons: 3
Coding region: 1-396 (131 amino acids)
Source: RefSeq, a predicted model, not a curated record